Molecule: messenger RNA, 2109 nt
Organism: Arachis duranensis
Lineage: Eukaryota; Viridiplantae; Streptophyta; Magnoliopsida; Fabales; Fabaceae
Product: protein FAR1-RELATED SEQUENCE 5-like
Exons: 5
Coding region: 1-2109 (702 amino acids)
Biological process (GO): regulation of DNA-templated transcription
Molecular function (GO): nucleic acid binding; zinc ion binding
Source: RefSeq, a predicted model, not a curated record
AUGUCUUCUUGUAGCAGAACGAUCCCUGGACUGGAUGCUUCUGGGGAAGAGAAUUUUGAUGGAUUCGGCGAUACCGGAGAUAUCGAUGCAACGGAAUCACUACUGGACAUUGGGAUGGAAACAGAGGAAGAAGAGUUGGGGGAAGAAUCACCCAAUGAAGAGGACGGUGAACAGAACGGCAGUGCUGAACAUGUAGUGUUUGGUCGUGCACAGAUAUUGGAGAUGGAGUUCGCAAACCCGGAUGAGGCGUGUCGUUUUUAUGAGCAAUAUAGUCGAGCAAAGGGUUUUGCGAUGCGUCAAGGAAAGAAACUAAAGAAUAGGAAGGGUGAAAUCGUGCGAUACACGUAUUUGUGCAACAGAGAAGGAUUCAGAGAUAGAAAAUGGCUUGAGAUGCAGGAUCGAAAGAGGGAGCACAAGGUUGUUACUCGAUGUGGAUGUCAGGCAGAGAUGAGGAUAAAGCAAAAAGCCGAGAGCAACAAUUGGUAUGUGUCUCGUUUUGUUGAUGAGCAUAACCACGACCUUCUCCCGGCAAAGUUUGUGUCAUACCUGCCAGCAUAUAGGAAAAUAUCCGAUGUUGAUAGAGCCCACAUGGAGAGUUUGAGGCAGGUUGGGGCUGAGCAAAAUAUGUGUGAUCUGUUUUGGAGCGACGGGCGUAGUCAGGAUGAUUAUAAGUUAUUUGGUGAUGUUUUGGCAUUUGAUGCGACUUACGGGCGAAACAAGUACAAUUUGCCAGUGAUAGUGUUCUCCGGGGUGAACCACCAUAACCAAACAUGUGUCUUUGGCGCAGCCAUGGUGUCUUCUGAAACACAAGCAUCGUAUGAAGUGUUUCCAGAAGCUCAUCACAGGCUCUGUGCGUGGCACCUACUAAAAAAUGCAACUGUGAAUGUGUGCAAGCCUCGAUUCACAACUCUGCUUAGAAAUUGCAUGCUUGCCGACGUGGAGGUGGAGAAGUUUGAAAGGCAAUGGGAGGCAAUGAUGGAUGAGUGUCUUGUUAGGGAAGUAGAGUGGGUAAAGGAUUUAUACACGAAGAAGAUGGCAUGGGCUACCGCUUACAUACGCGGUUGCUUUUAUGCUGGCUUGAGGACGACAUCACGAUGUGAGUCACUGCAUGCAAAGAUGGGGAGGUUUGUGGAGAGGCGAUAUGGAAUAUUGGAUUUCGUGACGAACUUCCAACGGUGUGUUGAAUUCUUGAGAGAUAAUGAGGAAGAGCUUGACUUUAGGUCGUUGUACGGGAGCCCGGUUCUUCAAACUCAGUUUCCGGAGCUAGAGAAGUCUGGUGCAGUGAACUACACGAGGGAAAUAUUCUUGCGUUUUAGAGAGGCCCUAAAAAGUAGUGUUCGGGUUACUAUCGUGGAGUGCAAGAAAUUGGAGGAUCGGACAGUUUAUGUGACACAAAAGUAUCGCAGGCCGCAAUCCAGGUGGACUGUUGCCCACCACUUUGGGACGGAUUCCUUUUUUUGUAGUUGUAUGAGGAUGGAGUCGUUCGGACUACCUUGCGUUCACAUACUUGCAGUGUUGGUCCAGUUAGACAUAGGUUAUCUUCCAAAAAGCCUGGUGUUGCAACGGUGGUCGAAGACAGCCAAAGUUGAGAUCGAGGGCCCUUCCAUCAUGAAUGAACCGGGUGAAGCGAAUGAGGUAUAUAGGAGCCGCAUGGGUGCUUUCCUGCAGCAUUGUAAGCGGUUGGCAAGAGUUGCGUGUAUGCGAGAGAGUGAUUUCAAGAGCUGCUUGGAUAGGAUAGUUGAGGAAACUUAUGUGUUAGAGAUGAAGAAUGGUGUUGGGACCGCUGCCCAAGGGACUGCCGCCGGUGGCCAAGAUGGAGUGCGUGAUCCUGUUGCAGUUCGGACUAAGGGAACAGGGCGUGCGCAAGAGCCUUUUGGUUGUAGGGGCAUAAAGAGGCGUAAGUGCAGCAACUGUGGAGUAGUGGGCCAUCGUCGAACCCGUUGCCCGAGUGGUCCAUGUAGCCAGCCGGUGUGUACCCAGGACCUCGCUGAAGGUGCUUUAGGGCGGGAUGAUUCACAGAGCCAUGGCACGGUGUCCGGCAACGACAAGCAAAGUAAGAGUCGAAGGAGGACCGUGCAUGUAACUUCAACCCCUUUGCACGAUGCAUGA